This is a messenger RNA of Diaporthe citri, 1182 nucleotides long. RefSeq lists its product as uncharacterized. The transcript has a single exon. The coding region runs from base 1 to 1182 and encodes 393 amino acids. The record is from RefSeq and is a predicted model, not a curated record. Lineage: Eukaryota; Fungi; Ascomycota; Sordariomycetes; Diaporthales; Diaporthaceae.
AUGGCAAGGACAAGACAGAAGCAGAAGCAAAGGCAGCCCAGGCUCGAGCUGUUGCCGGUUGAGCUGCAGCUUGCUAUCCUCGGAAACCUCGCAAGCUGCGAGGACCUGACAUCACUGACCAUCGCAUCCCGGUCCUAUCACGCGACAUACCUCAGACACAGGAAGCUCAUCCUUUCCGAGGUGACUCAAGCCACACUGGGCGACCUGUUUGUCGACGCCUGCAUGCUACACCACUGGGAACACAAUAUCAACAACUACACAGAAGACGAAGAUGACAUUGAAAGCUCUACGCUGCUUCAGUGGCAAAGCAAUCUCGGCAGCCAGCAACCCACAGAAACCGAAGUCGAGACCAGCGACGCCGUCGAUGCGCAGCCAUGGCCUGGAGGACCCUAUCGGCACAUCCAGCUCAAAUUCCUUUACGACUACGACAAGCUAGCCAUGGACGACACAGAAGAUCAAGUCAAAUACAUGCGGGGCCUCCUCACGGCGGAGGACUUCUCACGAAUCUUGUCGUUCCACGCCCAGGCGGUCCGACCGCUUACGACACUGUUCUCCGAAGCAUUCCCAGUUCGGCCAGACGACAUCAAAGAUAACGACAAGUGGAAUUACCUUUCCCAAGCCCGCAGCAUAACCCUCACCGAAAGGCAGCGAAUCAUGCACACGCUUUACCAGUUCCAGAUAUGCUGCCGACUUUACGCCCCGAGGGCGACCCCGGAGGACGAUGGAUUCGUCGACCUCGGACAGAACCACCGCCUGGCGAUGGCGAGAGACUUCUUCAGCCGCUACGACAUGGUGGAGAAUAACGAAUUUCAAAUUGUGUUUAGUGUGGUGGUCUGGGCGUUACGCGCUUUCUUCAGAAUGAGCGUGGACAACACCGAGUGGAAGAAGGUCUUGUGGCAGCGUUAUCAGCGGACCGGGAUGCCGGGGUGGACCCACUACCAUCCUACAACACUGGAGCCCGUCGGCAUGUCCGGGGUCACUGCCGGCGCCGCCUCGAUGGGACUGAGGCUGCUCAUGCGACUUACAUUAGUGACUCGGGCGGACGAGGCUGCUGCAGAGCUGGUGGCCAGCGACCCGCCUCAUCUGAGCAACUUUGUGUGGGAGGCAUUAAUGGGGAUGAGGGAUUUCUAUCAUUUCAAAGUCAAAUGGCCGGAGUCGUGGACGGACGAAUUCUGGGAAUAA